UUAAUUAAAAUUUAUUAAAAAAUUUAUCGAAUUUGUAAAGAAACAUCUCGUGUAAUAGUAAGCAUAAAUAUACACAAAUAUAAUAUUUUUGUAAUAAUGAGGUUCAAUAAAGGAUUGAUCAGAACAUCAUACAUUUUGAAAAAGAAUGAGUACCGAAAAAUUCUUAUGAAAAAUCUAGGUUUAACUUCUAAUGACGCAAAUGAGUUUCUUGAAGUACAGAAAAAAGUCCUCGAUAUUCCUCAUCAUCGAAUAAUAAAAAAUUGUCUAAUAUGUCAGAAAUAUAAUAUUGAUGUAAAAUCUAUGGAGGGCCUUUACUUUUGUAUAAAAAUGCUUGAUUGUACAUUGGAGCACAGAAUUAAUGUACUCAAAGAUAUAGGAGUGCCAGUUAUAAAAACAUCUCUAAUACAGAACGUGUUGUUACAUUUUCGUAAGAAAGUAUCAGAAUUCAAAAAAGAGACGAAUAUUCCAGCUGAGCAAGAUAUUAUUAAAAAUAUAUUCUGUCAUGGAGUUCCUGACGACAUUUCCCAGUUAAAGUUAAAUGAUGGAUUGACAGUCCACCAGUAUUAUCAGGCAUGUCUCUUCUAUUGCAAAACACAAAUGUUUAAUUUGCCAUAUUUAGAUGAUAAAGCAUUGUUAAACACACGUUUAAGGCUGACAAGUAUAAGUAUGAUUGAAGAAACAUUAAAAGUACUUAGACUUGAUCUUGGUUACUGCGAGGAAAUGGUUAAAAAAAAUCCUUCAGUCAUCAUCGCUUCUGCUGAUAACAUCAGAUCAUUGUUGAAUAGUUUUACAGACAUUUUAGGAAUACCGAUUAUAACAUUUUUGAGAGAAUACCCAAAUAUGCUUUUUGAAGAUGCUACCAACAUUAAGCUAUUAUUAGCAUCGUUCAAGCAACAUAAGAUACCAGAUGAAUAUGUAAAGAAUUGCACAAAAAUUUUUCACUUAGGUAAUGAUAUCUUUCAAGAGCGAAUAGAAAUUAUAAAGCGCCAUCCAGAACUGAAUAUCUGGUACAAGCAUCCACGAAUUUUAAGAAUUAUAAGUCGCCUAAAGCUAACUCGAUGUCGCAUGGGAUAUAUUGAUCACAUGGAUUCCUUUAAAUGGGCUCGUCCACAAUCGUACUUAUGUUCAAAGAAGGAUAUAGAAAAAUCUUUGCAAACCGGCAUAGUUUCAUCCAAAUUUGCUCUAAAAUAUAUAUUGCUGAAGGAAUUGGGAGUAAAUGAGGUCGAUUUAUUAACGAGACAUCAACAUUGGAAAACAGUUGCAUUCAUUGAUAUCGUACAGAUGUUACAAUACUUGCAGAAAUAUUUUACAAUAGACGAAAUACGCCCGAAUAUACACAUUAUACUUUAUAAACAAUCCACAGUAGAGAAAGUAUUGGCUGAAUUGAAACGACAAUACUCUCAAAAUACUGAGUAUUCAUUUAGUAAUAGCCAAUAUCUUGCAUUGUGUCUAUAUAUGUUGGAGAAAGAUAAUAAUUUUACAGGCGAUGGUAUAUGGAACAACAAACAGAAUGAGAAUCAACAAACUUUGGAAAAACUAAAUACUAUAGAAAGAUUAGAUGAUGAUAUUAAUACUAUGGAAGAUUCUAAUAAUAAUUUGAGUACAAAAAGUAAUAUCAAUCAUAAUGAUAUAGAUAGGAAAGAUAUAGUGUGCAAAAACAAUAUACAUAACAUAAACUGUUAAAACGGUAAUAUAUAUAUAAAAUGUAC
Pogonomyrmex barbatus (red harvester ant) is the source of this 1709-nucleotide messenger RNA. RefSeq names its product mitochondrial transcription termination factor 5 (gene mTerf5). The record is from RefSeq and is a predicted model, not a curated record. Lineage: Eukaryota; Metazoa; Arthropoda; Insecta; Hymenoptera; Formicidae.